GCUACACCUCCAGCACGAGUUGACUUCAUAGCAGAUCAAUACCACACUGCGUCGAUUAAGUCGUGCGAGCGCUCAAAGCGAACGGCCUCAACUGAGCCCCUGCGAGUGGCAGUACAACGUCCAGACCAGGCUGUUCCUACUCAGUGGAAGCGGUUCAUGGCAAGCGGAGCGAAUAAGGCCGGCCUAAUCCAGUUCUUCGCUGACCAUUGGAGUUCUACACCGGAGCUCAAGGCAACAUUGGGUGUCAGUCGCAGUGUAUUCAUAACCGUGGGACAGCAGUGCUACGUGUUGCAAGAAGAAGAAGGGAAAUCGACACUUUCACGGCACCAGGUGUCCAGGUUGACCAGCAAUCAUGAGGAAGCAGACACCCGGCUGAUCCUUCAUGCCGCUGAUGCUGUGCAGCAAGGAUUCCCAGAUGUUGUCAUUCGGUCGCCAGACACGGAUGUAGCCGUGAUUGCCAUUGGCUCCGCUAGCAGCAUUCCCGGUCGGCUCAUAUUCCAGACUGGCACGCAGCAACGGAGGCGGUUCAUCGACCUUACCCAGCUGUCACAGAAGCUGGGCCCCCUGGUUUCGUCUGCAAUUGUUGGACUGCAUGCUCUUACUGGGUGUGACAGUGUCAGUUCCUUUUCUGGGAAGGGAAAGACUGCUCCGCUGAAGCUGCUCCUGUCAAGCACGCGAAUGGCAGAGGCACUGGCGACACUGGGUGUCAAUGCUACAUCGGAUGACCAGCUGCUUUCUGAAUGUGAGUGGUUUGCGUGUGCCUUGUAUGGCAAUCCUGGCCAGCAAGACAUCAACAGCCUGCGCUACCAAAAGUUCUGUGCGGCCACAUCCUGUGCUCCGCACAAACUACCGCCCUCACGCGACGCUCUCCAUCAACAUGUGGCCAGGGCUAACUACCAGGCCCACAUUUGGCGGAGCGCCACCACUGCGAUGCCAGAAGUACCGAGUCCAGUGGGCCAUGGCUGGCAGUCGGAGACUGACGGCACGCUUUCCAUCUCCUGGAUGCUGCAGCGCGUCGCUCCUGCUGACAUACUAAAACUGGUGAGCUGUGGGUGCAAGACAAGGCACUGCGUAAGUCAGCACUGUUCGUGCAAGAAGGCGUCCUUGGCUUGCACGGACAUCUGCUCGUGCUGCUCAUGCGCCAAUCCGUUUGGGGCCGUACUCGAACAGAAGGACAGCUCCGGUGCCGCAGAUGUGGGAACAACUGCAUGUGAAGGCGACCAAAACAGUGAGAGCGAGGAAAGUACUGGUGCUGACGACUUUGAAGAGUCUGACUCCAGCUCAGAUUCUGAUGAGGAUCCAGAUCAGGAGUUUGACGACUCGCUGUAGACACUGGCAACUGCACCGUCCUCCCCUGGUCCAAGCCACCCAUUGUGUUUGUGAAUUAUGGCUAUGGCUGUCAACACACCUAACCUGUUCACACAUUGUAUAUAAACUGCUUGUACAUAGCUUGGCUUCUAAAGUGAUGACGCUAUCAUCCUACAUUUUAUUCCAAUUUACAUAUUAAACUGGGCAUAUUGUCCAUGAAUUGCACAG
Sycon ciliatum is the source of this 1536-nucleotide messenger RNA. RefSeq lists its product as uncharacterized. The coding region runs from base 157 to 1329 and encodes 390 amino acids. NCBI's taxonomy places the organism in Eukaryota, Metazoa, Porifera, Calcarea, Leucosolenida, Sycettidae. The transcript is spliced from 2 exons. The record is from RefSeq and is a predicted model, not a curated record.